AACAACAAAUUAUAUUUUGUGAUAUUUUUAGGAUUGUAUUGUAUUAUAAAAAAAAAUAAAUCCUCCUAGGGAUUACCUAUAUUCCAUUUACGGCUUAUUAUAUAUUUUUAUUGGAGAUGGUUACACAUUUAUGUAUUGAACCAAUCAAUUUUGGCGCAUAAUGCAAGUCGAAUUAAUUUACCUGGAAUUCAAAUGAGGACAAAAAAUUUUAUUUUCAUUUUAUGUAGUGUUAUUAUAAUUAGCGUGGUCUUAAUUGCUUUCGGUCAGAAUAAGCCGGACGCAAUUCAAAAUAUUGUCUCAACAACUCAUCAACAAUUUCGCCAUUUCCAGGAUAACCUUCGUGAUGCUGAGGCCAAAACAUUAGUGGCAGAUGGUAAAUACUUGAAAAGAUUGGGAUUCAUACAAUCUCCAAGAUUGUAUCCCAAUGAUAUUUGGAGAAACACCUCAUUACCUGUUAUAGUAACAAGUGUUCGAGAGGGACAAGAAAGUCAAAUUUAUGGACUUAUCAAUAAUAUUGCCAGAUUAUUUCCUAACAAUACCCUCUUAGUGUACGACUUGGGUCUCAAUGUAUAUACCCAGAAAUUUCUGCUCAAUUUUUGUAAUAGCAGUAGAUGUCAACUACAAAGCUUUUCAUUAUCUAAUUUUCCAUCCCAUGUGGGCAAAGAAGAUUCUCAUGCUUAUAGGCCUUUGAUCAUUCAAGAUGCAUUACAAUCUACCGGAGCCAUUUUUUAUAUAGAAUGUAAUUAUCGUUUCUCAAAACAUACAGCAAGCGAUAAAGUAUUUGCUCUCUUUGAAAAACUUGUGAAAGAUCCACAAAGAGCUAUAGUGACAUGGCCAAUGAAUUCCAACAAUUCUGUGUCCAGUUUAACACACAAAAAGAUGUUCGAGUAUUUUCACACCAAUGCAGAAAACUUCUUUUUUCUUCGUAUGGUUUCUGCGGAAACACUGAUGGCUGUUAAUACAGAAUUUGUGCAUCAAGAGAUAAUGCUUCCAUGGGUACAAUGUGCAUUGACCCAAGAUUGUUUAAUACCUAUUGGGGCACAAUCUGGUGGGUGUAGGUUUGAUAAGAAGCCACUAUAUAGGUACUCAGGUUGCCAUAACUAUGAUGUUUCAGCACUGAAUGUUGUUCUAGGAGUGAAAAAUAAAUUUGAUUACGAGCUCUAUACUUAUUUAGAGAGUGACAUAUCAUUUAGUAAAGUACCUCUUGAAAAAGCUUUAUCUUUAAUGAGGGAAUGUGAACAGAAUACUACAACAGAAACAAGAUACUCUGAUAAUUUAUUUUGAAACAUUUCUAUGAAAUAUUUUCAUAUGAUUUCAACCAUGAUUUGUUAUCAUUAAAAAUAAUGAUGAAUGAUUUUUUUCUAUUUGUUUGUUCCAGAAAUAAUAAAAUGUAUAAAAUUAUAUUGUAACUACCUUAAAUAUGAACUGUUGGUCAUGUCUAUAAAGUGUAGUAUCUGUGAUUUCUUUCAUGUAUUUUGUUAGUUGUUUGAAAAAAGAUGGUAGGUUAAUAAAAGUGAUUUUUCCAAGAUCUGAUACAAAAUAAGUUAAGAAUAUCAUGAACUAAAUUCUUUGAACUGCACAUACUCGAAAUAACUACAAACUCAAAAUAGAGGCUUUCGAUAUACGUAUAUAGUUAAUAGCCAAAAUAAUUUUUGUUGUGAAUUUUUCUAGUCAUAAAUCUUCUUUUCAUUUUGGCAUUUUUCUCUGCUAGGUUUAUGAAACAAUAUUAAUGUAUGUAAUGACGAUGACCAAUUUUAUUAUGUGAUAUUUCAAUUAUUUCUGUGACUAGGUAUUUAAAUUUGUUUCCUGAACAAAAUCUACUUGUGAUAAUUAUAAUAUUUUUUAAUAGAUUAUAUAUAAAUUAUCAUUCCAGAAAUAUUUUCAAUAUCUUCCAGUAAUAAUAAGAAAUACUCAAGUUUCUUCAGUUCGGUAAAAUAAUCUCCUUCAAUUUGGUUAAUGCAAAAUUGUCAUUUUAUAUUGCUUGUAUGAAAUGUUCUGAUUUUUGUACAUGGAUUGCUGGUUGAUAAUAAUUUUCUAUUUAGUAUUGGACUUGUUAUUCAAAUAAUGGACAAUUCAAAUGCUCCAAACAGAAGAUCUCUAACACCCUUCCCUAAAACUUUCAGUUUAUUGGUGUAGAAUCUUAUAUUGCAUUGUAUUAAAAUAAAACCAAAAAUUUGUAUGGAAUGAAACCAAA
This is a messenger RNA of Harmonia axyridis, 2194 nucleotides long. RefSeq lists its product as uncharacterized. Bases 193 to 1284 code for a protein of 363 amino acids. The transcript is spliced from 5 exons. Lineage: Eukaryota; Metazoa; Arthropoda; Insecta; Coleoptera; Coccinellidae. The record is from RefSeq and is a predicted model, not a curated record.